UCAACCAUCGACUGCACACCGUCGCGUACAGAUCAACUCUGUCUCGCGCGCGCGCGCUCUCUCUCCGCCCGUGUUCAGUUGGAAUUAUACCGUUGCCCGGACACACCGUACACGCAUUUACGGUCGUCCGCGCGAGUGUGUCCCGUGCACCCAUUGCGUUAUUUCGCGUACGAACAUCAUCGUCGUUCGCGUGACAAUCGUAUCAGAUCUCGUCGCGCGUUCGUGGUUUUUUUUUUUUUUUAAGCUUUACGAUUUUUUUUUUUUUUUUUGUUUUCCCCUUCGGACCGCGUGUUUUUUUAGUGCGCGUUGUGCGUGCGACUACAACAUCGUAACAUCCAUCGUAACGCGACCGUCUCGCGGUACACUGCAGCGCGUCGUGAAUCGAUCGGCGGCAGUGUCACACCCGACAACAGAAAACAAUAGAGACAAUAGAGACCGCGGUUCCGUUACGACGGCGACGACACUCAUCGGUACGGUGUCCGGCCAAAGUGCGACUUUGCUGCAGCAGUGGCCGGUCGGGCUAGCAGCUGCGGUGGCCACCGGUGGAGGAGAUAACGGUAACAGGACGACGACGACGGCGACGGCGAUGACCGUGCACGAACUGACGGCCGCGUCGGCAGCCGGCACCAUGCCCUUGCACCACAUGGGACGGUCCAGGUUCAUGAUCACCGACAUACUGUCAGAUAACGGGCGCAAUAACGGCGGCGGCGGCAACGGUUCGCCCGUGUCGCCGGCCUCGUCCACGGACGGGCCGCGUGAUCUGUCCCUGCACGGCCGCGCGUCCUCCGGCAGCAACGGUGGCGUGGGCGGUCUGCAAGGACCCGGGCCCGCUGGUGGAGGAGACUCGGACCUGAGCGACGACCAUGAAAGUGGCACUGACAGCGGGCUGCCCGGCGACAACUCUUCAGUCUGCUCCAACGGUCACAGAGACGAUGAUGGCCGAAAUUCCGGUUCGAAUCUCAGUAAGAAGCAAAGAAAAGCGCGGACGGCGUUCACAGACCAUCAGUUGCAAACGCUCGAAAAGAGCUUCGAGCGGCAAAAAUACCUGAGCGUACAAGACCGCAUGGAAUUGGCGGCGAAGCUCAAUCUAUCAGACACCCAAGUCAAGACCUGGUAUCAGAACAGAAGGACCAAGUGGAAGCGUCAAACCGCAGUGGGCUUGGAACUGCUGGCCGAGGCGGGCAACUACGCGGCGUUCCAGCGGUUGUACGGAGGGCCGCCUUACGGUUGCUGGCCGUAUCCAGCCGGCACGGCCUCGGCCGCUGGUGGUGGUAGCGGGGGUGGUGUCUCGGGUGCGGGAGGCGCGCCUUCCGCCGCGGACCUCUACUACCGGCAGGCAGCUGUGGCCGCGGCCGCGGUUUCCACGCUCCAGAAGCCGCUCGCCUACCGGCUGUACCCGGGCAUGGGCGGUGGACCGGGCAGCGCGGGCACCGGCGCGGCCGGCCACCAUCACCAUCACAUAGCGCCGCCGCCACCGCCGCUCGCCCACCCGCUGUACUACGGCGGUGUCCACCAUCCGGCCGCGAUGCCGCCCAUGCCGGGCCGUAGCCCCACGCCCGAACCACCCCGGUCGUCGCGCGACUCGCCAAGGUCGAUGGUGGACAGCCGGCCCGGUUCUGUGGACGUCGAGGACGACGGGUCAGACUCGCCGAACGUGGACGUUUAAACCGCGCAGGGACGUGACGUUCUACAAAAAGUCGUCCCUCCCGCUCCUGUGCAUCAUCCAUCGUACAGCGUUGUGUCUAUGUAGUUGUGUGUGUCCUGCACGUGGAAUACAUAUAAAUGUCCAUCGAUGUUUUAUACGAUCGCGGGAUACCACCGACUCGAACGCUAACGCGCGUGCGCGCACACCCACCCACCUAGUCGUCGUUUACUCCUUAAUUAUAAUUUUUUUUAUUUUAUUUUUUUUGUACAUAUUUUAUACAUUUAUAUAUAUACAAACAUAUUUUGGCUACGCGUGCAUGUACAUGCGUUCCAUAAUAGUGAGCCGGACGCCAACAAAUGUGCUUUUUUUCAUUUAUAUUUUACUCUGAUGGACAGUUUAUGUUUUUACGGUAAUUAAAAAAGAAAAAAAGACACUGUUUUUAUUCCUCCAAGUAGAAACUUUUUUUUUUCAUAGCAAAAUUUCAUACAACGUGUUUCGGUUGGGAAAAAAUCCGAAUUUGUUUAUAAUCACGCGUAGGUAUAUUAUAUAUUAUUAUUAUUAUUAUUAUUAUUAUUAUUAUUAUUAUGGAAUCGUACCGAAUAUAUUGUUAUGCCUUCAUUCGAUUUUGUAUAUUUAGUUUUUGUUUGAAUAAAAAAAUAAUUCGGAACGCGAAAGACUUGAACGCCCGAUAUGACCACUCAUUAGUUUUCUUUUCAUUUGAGAGCGUUUAAAAUAUUGUAUCAUAUACAUAUACGGUAAAAUCCAGGAAUAUCUUGUUUGUACAAAACAUUUAUUAAAUUAUACUUGUAUGUUUUGAUUAUUUUGCUUACCACGAUUGUUUCUAAUCGAUAUUAGAUAUUAUUAUUA
Messenger RNA from Sipha flava (yellow sugarcane aphid), 2512 nucleotides. RefSeq names its product homeobox protein B-H1-like. Lineage: Eukaryota; Metazoa; Arthropoda; Insecta; Hemiptera; Aphididae. Gene Ontology annotation, biological process: regulation of DNA-templated transcription. The coding region runs from base 587 to 1666 and encodes 359 amino acids. The transcript is spliced from 3 exons. The record is from RefSeq and is a predicted model, not a curated record. Gene Ontology annotation, molecular function: DNA binding; DNA-binding transcription factor activity, RNA polymerase II-specific.